CGAGUGGGACACUUGAGUAAUGUCAUCGAUCAGUAUAUAAGCACAAGUCCAUCUCUAUCCAAAUAUCAUUCGCAAAACAGCAGUUUGCAAAGCAAUAUCAACUUCUUUCAAAUCAUCAACCAACCAAACCAAACAAAUAUCAAAAAUGAACGCCAUCAUGAAAAUCACAUUAGCCGCCGUCGCCGUGUUCGCUUCCACCAUGAUGACCGCUUCUGCCAAACCUGCUGGACUUGUGCCAGCCGCCGCCGUCGCUCCAGUGGCAGUAGCCGCUCCGUACGCUAGCUCGUUCACUUCGCACAGCGUUGCCCACAGUGUGGCCACUCCAGUCGUGCCAGCUGCUGCUCCAGUCGUGGCCGCCGCUCCAUACGUCGCAACGCCUUACGCAGCCGCCCCAUACGUCGCUGCAGCACCUUACGCAGCCUCCCCUUACGUCGCGGCACCCUACGCGGCUUCCCCUUACGGUUACUACCCCUACGGAGUUCCGGCUUACCUGUAAAGGAGCUGUCUCGACGACCACCACAAAGCAAUCGACACGAUUACGAACAACAAACGGCCGCAACGAUGAGAUCACAAACAACGCUACACCGAUUCUUAUCAAAUUUUUACCUAUUAUUUAGAUCGCAUUGUAAUAACGCAAUAUCAUACGAUUGAUAUAGUUUUAUUAUAUAAUUCUUAAAAACUCUGUAAACGUCACCGCAAUACGAAGACAAUGCGUAUCGCGACUGUAAACGCAAAAUGUAAUAUAAUACACACGAAUAUAAUGAAAAAUUAUUUAAAUUUAAUCAUUGUAAUAUAAUAUGUUUACGACCCACUACAGUGGCGUAAAACGUUUUAACAAUAUAUAUAAAUGUAUAUAAAUUAUACAAUAUCAUUAUAAUAAUAAACGUUCAGGAGAAAAAAAAAA
This is a messenger RNA of Aphis gossypii (cotton aphid), 904 nucleotides long. RefSeq names its product cuticle protein 16.5-like. Lineage: Eukaryota; Metazoa; Arthropoda; Insecta; Hemiptera; Aphididae. The record is from RefSeq and is a predicted model, not a curated record. The transcript has 2 exons. Bases 146 to 496 code for a protein of 116 amino acids.